AUGAAGGUUUGUCCUCUCAUGCCUUCUCCCCGUCAAGGGGAACAGAAUUUGCACAGGAUCUCAGGGCCGCCGGAUAUCUCCGCUCUUCCCUUUGCGGGAGACUCUUGCCGAGCCGUUCCUUCUCCACUUCGCUGCAGCCAGUCGGCUACUCCCGCAGCAGCAGCGACCGGCAAGGAGAUUGACGCUGACUGCAGCUGGAGGAACCCGCGCUCUGCAAACGCCUCGUGCGUCGACGAAGGGAAGGCGAAGAGAAGGAGAGUCGCGUCACCGCGCGCCAAAGAGGACGAAAGGGACGGCCCGACUGGGGAAGAAACAGCCAACGAGGGACGGCACGCAAAGACCGACCAGGGAAAGGCGUCUGCUGCUCAAGACCGGGUCAACCGACGCAGACACGGAAGCACCAGUCCUGCGCGGACACGAAGCGCGUCUCGUGCUUUGGCAGCGAAGAAACACGAAUCGGCUGAGGACCCGAGGUGUGCAAAGACGCACGUUGAUGGCCGGGGCCUUUCUCCACCUUCUCGAGUCCCCCGUCGCUCUCCUCACUCAGAAGAAAGGAGGCUCUCGCCUCCCAAGAGUAGAGGUCCACACGGAGCACGAGACGCUGCAUCUUCGAUCUCGGGCACGGUCGAGGGAUGUGCGCUUCCAGCUGCGGUGCGACGUCCUCCCUCUUCACCGUCUUCGCCUUCUCUCCCUCCCUGUGAUACCAUCGCCCAACCGCCCCUUUUGUCCUGCGGCGGACUGACGCUUAGCGCCGCCGCCUCUCCCCGCCUUUCUUGCUCGACGGGACCGGACGAACAAGCGAGGGCUGCGGGCCCUCGGCGAGCGCUUCGCUGCGAGCCCCGCUGCCGCCGGCCGUGUCCUUCUUCUGUGUCCCCGCCGUCUCCAUCUUCUCCCGACCCCAGUUCAAGAUCCACACGCCUACGGCAGUCGACGCAGAAAGUGUGCGCGGGCUCGCGCCUCCACAGGCGCCACGCAGGCAGCCCUGAGACUGUCACACAUCCACUGCCGGCGUCCUCGCACGCGGACGAUGCACCAAGGCGGCCGUUCGGUGCUGUGCGCCCUCAAGUGUUGUCGCGGCGCAUCUCAGCUUUGGGCACAGACUCAGAGACACCUGGCGAGCUCCCCUCUGCUGGGCGAUGUGCCCAUGAGGAGACCGGGAAUCCCACAAACAGGCCGGCGUCGGAAAGGGCGCCGGGGAAGCCUGGUGCCUCGACGCGCCCUUCCUCUGCUCCUGCGUCUCUCGGGACGGGGCCAGGACACAGUCCUGCUGGGCUGUCUUGCUCUUCAACUCCGUCCUCGCCAUGUACACAGUCGUCCUCGGACGGGUGCACAGUUGUCGUCGCACGACUCGGCACAUUCCCAGGAGAGGACGGCGACGCCUCCACGUCUUGCGCGCCGACGGACGCGGUGGCGAUGCAUGCGGCGAAGCCUGAAUCUGCACCAUCUGCCUCGGCGUGGAUCUCUCCUCGCCUGCGAGCCGCUGCGUCAUUGGCGGCGUCCCGGUCUUCCCCUUUGUCUUCCUUGGCCUCAGUCGCUCCUGCCGAGUCGCCGCGUUCAGCGGCCAAGCUCCCCGACUCUGCGCAGGCGGACGGAAAGAUACCGCCGGCCGGCGUCGGCGCUCGCACGCGCUCCUCCCGUCUCCAGCCAGCCGUCGCCUCCGGGUCCUGCAUCCGACCUCGCGACGCCAAGUCGGAUGCGACGUGGCCUUCACAGCGCCCGAGCGGGACACCGGCGACCGCCUCGGCCGCCUCUGCGGCGCAUGCGCCUUCGUCGGCUGCUGACGAAGCAGUCAAGACAAACAACGGUCGCUGGUUACGGGCUGCGUGCCGGCGCCCGUCCGUCGCCUCGGCCGCAUCCGCGCCCUCGGCGGGUUCUUCGCCCCCGCCGUGUCGUCUUCCGGAGAAGAUUUUGCGUCAAGCGCUGCUGCGCUGUGCGAUCUUCUUCUCCUCGCUCGAACUCCUCCCGUGCUGCUGCGCCCUCCCCCUCCAUCCGCUCGUGCACCCUGUCGAGGUGACGAACUUGUCGCGCCUGCGCAGCCUGAUUGAACUGAGCAGCGCCAGUGGGUGCCAGUCGCUUCCCCCGGGGAAGACGCGCAGCGAGCGAAAACGGACUUCAGCCGCGCCCUCCAAGUUUUCCGCAUCGCCCGCGUCCCGCAUGCCUCGAUCGUCUGCUGUGCCGCAGCCUUCGCGGCCUCCCCACGACCCCGCCGGGCUGGACAGAAGCUGGCCUUCUCUGCCUUUGGGUGAGGCGACGCCGCACGCGCCAUCGCAGCCGGAUGUUCACUCCCCCCCGUCUGCUCCUGUCUCUCCGUCUCUGCUCCGUUCGUGCGCAGCCUCUGACAUCUCGGCGCCUUCUCAAUCGUCUCCUGUUUCUCCGUCGCUUCUGCGUGGCUGUUCGCCGCCCGGCGCCACUUUGCUUGGAGCGGACUCUCUGCCCCUCGCAUCGUCCACUGGGUUGCCUUCUUCGUUGUGUCCCUCCCCACCCUCCCCUGCGUCGGUCGGCGUCCCGCCUUCUUCGUCUUCCUGUUCGUCUCUCUCGCGUCCUGGCCCGUCGGCGGCAUCUGCCCUGGGGCCCAGCGCUGCUGGCGCGGCUUCGCGUCCCUCGGCGGCCCCCACGGCGGAGCCGGAGGCCGAGCCUGACUGCAUGCACGCAGCAGAAGGAACCGAACAGGACGCGCGGCGCUCCUCUGCGAGAGCCACGCAUCUCCGCCGCGAACAGGCGGGAGAGACGGUCCGUAACGCAGGAGACUCAGAAGGAAAGAGAAGCAGCCUGUCCCCUGCGUCGGCGUCUCGCGCGGACGCUGGACCGGCCGUUCCGGCAGAGAAGGGGACAGCAGAGGGAGAUCCGGGAGGCAAAGGGACAGUCGAAACCGUCCCGGCCGUUGGCGGGAGUCGACCGCAGUUGCGAGAAUCGGAAAUCUCGGAGUUCCCAGGGACAGGAAAAGAAGAAGUGCAAAAUCAAGCGAAGAAUGGAGAGGCCGCAAGCGAGAGUGCGCUCACGAUCCGCCGAGAGGGGCUGCGAGGGCGUGAUGGGCGCCAAGGGACAGCGGCGGACGGUGCCCAGCGCCCGGGAGAGACGCCCAGGAGACGCGGGACGGGCUCGGACGAGGGGAGCGGGAGACAGGCGGCAGGAACGGAGAGACUGUGCGCAGGGCAAGCUCUCCUGAAAACGGAAAACGGAGGCGCACGCAGCGUGUGCGGCUCCAAACAAGGCGGAGAACGGAGCAAGCUGUCGCCUCUGACCCUGGACGAGGACGCGCCUGAGAGAGACUCGCAGGAGAAACGCGAGUCCAACCAGGAGAUCAACGGUGCGGGUCCGGGAUGUUCGCGGCCAGUCCACGAAAAGCUGGAGGACCCGAAAGCAGCGGCGGAGGCAAAGCGGAGAGUCUCCGAGACCGCGCUGAGCAGCGGAGCGCAGGCGCCGUGUGAAGGGGAACGUGUCCGUGCGUGCCCCACAAAGGACGAGACUCUUGAGGCGCGCGAAAAAGGCGAGGUGGGGGAACACACCGCGGGCUUCUUGAAAGAGGCGAAGAGUGAGGCCUCGAAGAUGGGUGGCGUCGGCUGGCCUGUUUUCCACGGCGGCGAGACGCAACGACCCGAGACGAACCUGGCUGAAACUGCCCGCUUCAGUAGGGAUGCGAACGCCGCUGAGAGGAAGAAAGAGGAGGGUUUGUCGCCGGCGGCUGAGACGCAGAGAACAAGGAACCCGGAGGCCGGGGCAAACGGCAGCACUGGCACCGAGCAGCCGAUGCCAGGCAAAACAGAGAGGAACGCGGAAUGUGCGCUGCGGUCUGUGAAGUCUGAAAAGGCGGGCACGAGCGGCGACGCGCAGCCGACCGGGAGAGCGUGUCCAGCGAGGAACGCAGCGCCACUGAGCGAACCGGCUGUUGCCUUUCCGCGCACCGAAACGGUAGCGGAGCUGGAGAAGGAGGACGGGAAGGGGCGAAGGCAGGGCGAAGCACUUGGAGACUGUCCAGCUGGCUUGACAAGAGCAACUGCGCCGCGCAGCCGUCGGCAGCGCGUUCUGACUCUGCGAUCAAAGACCCCGAAGGAGAAGCCUGAGGUGCCAGACUCGAAGCGCAGUAGGACCGGCAAACUGGAGAAAGAGACAGUCCUUUCCGCGCCGUCGAUCUCCAAUGCCAUCGACCUUUUCGACGACGGGAGCGGCGUCGGGAGGCAGCGCACGCUUCAUUGGCUGCGCCGCUGCCUGCGCAACGAGAUGAUCGCUCCGGGCGUCGAGGGCUUCUUUAUCUAUCUGAGACGCUUUUCGUCAUCUGCGGCCUCGCCGACCUCGCCGGCCGCGCCGUCUUCGUCGUCUUUCCACUUUGUGGCAGGAGCGCGACUGGAGAUGAUCCAGGACGGUGACGCUUCGCUCUCCUGGCUGUUCCUGCCUCGGGGGCUAAGCAAGGAAUCGGAAGAAGAACUGCUGCUCCCGUUCUUUGUCUACGUUAUCUGCAUCUAUCUUCUGUCGAUGCCGUAUCGCGUUCGCCAAGGCGCCGACAUCCUCAGCCCCCUGCUCCGCCCGCUCCAUGCUGCGCAGUGGCGACGGACGCUGAAACGCGGAGGCGAGGCGGAGCCCCUGGGCGCGGCCCGAAGCGUGGAGAGGAGCGGGGCGAGCGCAACCGCCGAUGCAGAGGGACGCGAAACGCCGGGGAAAAGAAGGACCGCCUCGCCGACAGAGGCUGAGCCCGCCGCGAAACCGGGCGAAUCAGAAGCCGCAAACAAGCGGCAGAGAGAGCAGACACGUCAAGAAGAAACCCUAGGAGAGCACGGAGGGAAAGGCUCGAGGGAGGACGAAGCGGCGGCGCGGAACGCGUUUCUCGCUUCGCUUCCUGAGGGGACAUGUCUCCCGCUUGCCGUGUACGAAACCAUUGAGGAGCAGGAUGCAGCUCUGGCGAGUCGCGAGGCUCGGAUGGCGCCCCGCCUCAACAGAGAGGGAAGCAGUGUCCCUCCCAGAGACAGUGCCCCCGUCGCCAGUCGCACGGAUUCUCCGUUUCUGUCUUCUUCCCCUGCUACCUUGGCUCUUUCUCUUCCCUCUGCCUCGCGCGCGGCUCACCUGGGGCACGAUAGGGCCCUGCCGUCCCCUGUCUCCGCUUCUGUCUCUUCCUCAGCGUCUCGCUUCUGCACUGCCGGGUCCCUCCCCCCCUCGCCGACUUUGCCUCCCGGCCCUGCGCCUCUGGCGCCCGCGUGCGCGCCGCACGAGCAAGACGUCUCCGCCGCUGCGCGCUCGGUUGUUCCGGAGGUUCGCCCGCCGAAUCUCUACUGCCGCCUGAUGAUUGAUUGCGGAGACUUGCUGCUCUGUCCCCGUCCCCUUCUGCGUCUGCUUCUUGACAAAAUGCCCUUUGCUCGUGGGGCACACCCGCACCGCGAGCCGGACAAUUCCGAGCCGCCGGAAGUCGUUCGCGCGCAGCAGGAGGUGGCCCUGUACGCAUGCAAUCUGUUGCCUGCGCGGGCGGUAACGCGGCGAAUCCGCGACCUCCGCGUGGCGGCGGCGGCGCUGUGUAUCAACAUCAAAAAGGCGAAGUGCGUCGGAAGAAGGCCGAAACGGUUGCCUUCCUCUUCCGCUUCGCGAGCACGAAAGAGCAGGGGAUCGAGAGGCGGAGGAACCCGCCGGAAGGGGUACCUGCGGGCGGGGGAAAGCGAAGACGACGAGGACGCAAACGUCGUCGAGGAAACCGCGCAGGUUCUGUCGGCCUCAGUGCGCGACGGGGGCGUCUUUCACAGUGACGUUGUCGCAUGCCAGCAGUGCUGCUGCCAAAUGCAACAGGCUUGGCCGCUACGGUUCUUCAUCUUCCACGCCUUAGAACUCGUUCUGAACAUCCUCCCGCAGCUGCUCGCGCCGUUGCCCGCCAACCACAACGCACCUCAUUCGGCACCCCGCACUGCUUCAACGCCCUCGUCCCCGUCAGCUGCUGAGCCGUUUGCUUCCGCCUUCGCGUCCUAUGCUUCGGCUUCCACCUGGCCGUCGUCUGCGCCUUCUUCCGCGCCUUCUUCCUCGCCUUCGUCCGCAUCUUCUGCCUGUCUUCACCUGCCUUUCUAUCCGUCGCACCGUCUCCAAGAGGAGCUAAACCGUCUCCUAGGGUCGCGAAGGACGGGAUUACAGUCUCCCUUCCCUUCUUCAGGAGGGCUGCGCAGAGGCAAAGACACAGGGAAGCCAGAUGGAACGCAAGUGGAGACGUGCGGGGCUUCGACAGGCCGUGCGCACUCCUAUUCUGCGCACCAUCAACUGCAGCAACAGUUGAACGAAAGGCUGUGGGCGGGUGCAAAAGUCGAGACAUUUGCCUCACCCUUUUUUGACUAG
Messenger RNA from Neospora caninum, 6300 nucleotides. RefSeq lists its product as hypothetical. Lineage: Eukaryota; Apicomplexa; Conoidasida; Eucoccidiorida; Sarcocystidae. The coding region runs from base 1 to 6300 and encodes 2099 amino acids. The transcript has a single exon. The record is from RefSeq and is a predicted model, not a curated record.